Molecule: messenger RNA, 1437 nt
Organism: Aspergillus versicolor CBS 583.65
Lineage: Eukaryota; Fungi; Ascomycota; Eurotiomycetes; Eurotiales; Aspergillaceae
Product: bZIP transcription factor
Exons: 4
Coding region: 1-1437 (478 amino acids)
Biological process (GO): regulation of DNA-templated transcription
Molecular function (GO): DNA-binding transcription factor activity
Source: RefSeq, a predicted model, not a curated record
AUGGAGACCACUCGAAAGACGACGCCAAAGACAACAAAGCUCACCGGCGAUCGAGCUGCUCGGAAGCGCGAGCAAGACCGACAAGCCCAAAGGAGCGCCCGAGAAAAGACCAAGAAACUUAUCGCCCAUCUCGAAUCGCGGAUCGAAACGUUGACCAGAUUCCAUAACAGCGGUAAUGUCCAAGAGCUGAUAGAUGAGCUGGAGGUGCAGCGCAAAGCGAACGAGGCGUUGCGGACUACGCUGCGGUCGAUUGAAAAGGCAAUUAACGGUGGCCUUGCUGAAGCAAACACCGCGCUCAAAAAUUGUAACACGAAGACGGCUCUCGAAGAUGGAUCAACAUCCCCAAGUAGCGAGAAUAGCAAACAAAUAGGGACGAACGGAGGAAUCCAAGAUGUCGCACAACAGUCCAACCUCCUGGCGCCUGGCCAGGGUCAUAUUGCCCAGCAUUCCGCGAGUCCAGCCUUCGACGAGUCGAGCAUGAUCGACAAAUUCUCUCCCAAUGGCUCGUUUGUCAACAUGCACGACGGGCUGCCAUUGCCCGGGAAAACUUCAGACGAGAUUCACGUCCCUUUUAACAGUACUUUACACACAUUUCCGAUGGACAUGCCGAUGCCUAUCCACGCGGUUGUCCACUCAACAGAACCUCUAUGUGACUGCUGCAAACAGUUACUAUAUAUGAACGACAUGCUGGGCCGGUUUGCGCUUACUUGCACACGAAAUAUGGCCGAUCAACGAAUUCGCGAUGCUGAUAUUCCGAUUCGCGCUGUAGUCCACGGAUGGGAUGCUGUCACUCAUCUACACCCGCUCGACCCGAUCUGGACGAUGCUUCGGACGGCGGACGAGAGCGUCUGGCGUACGUGUGGGGCGGUUGAGCGAGUAGGGAUCUUGCGAGUGGUCAGCUUGAUGCUUCGCUACCUGUCCGAUCCGUCAGAACCCAGCCUGAGCCAGCUGCCAAAAUUCAUGCGGCAGCGGCCGUCACAACACCGGAUCAUACACAAGCCUCUCAUAGACUUCGUGGUCUGGCCUGCACUACGCGAGCGAUUGAUUCUAUUUCCCCACCAGCAUUGCUCUGAGAAGUUUUGGUCAAUGUUCUGGGUUUGUUUCCGGUUUAAUUGGCCAUACCGAUUGCAGGACUGCUUCUUCCAGCAGGGUCAAACUGGACUUUAUCGCUUCUCAGAUGCGUUUAGCAAGGCGUUUUACGAUUUACAAAACUGGGGCAUGACCCCCGAAUUCUUUCGCGAGUACCCUGACCUGGAGGCAGACGUGAACAUGAUUCCAACCGCUGCAGAGCCAACACCAGUCACCGUAGGCAGUGACACAUUAACGCUGGGUAAUGGGGGGAUGGGCCACGAGAAUGUAUCGCGGCUCGAUCCAGUCACGGCGAAUAUGUUCACAGCGUUCCCGGCGGACUGGUCAACGCGAAGUCAACUGUUUUGA